Molecule: messenger RNA, 859 nt
Organism: Hibiscus syriacus
Lineage: Eukaryota; Viridiplantae; Streptophyta; Magnoliopsida; Malvales; Malvaceae
Product: RING-H2 finger protein ATL33-like
Exons: 3
Coding region: 20-769 (249 amino acids)
Biological process (GO): ubiquitin-dependent protein catabolic process
Molecular function (GO): ubiquitin protein ligase activity
Source: RefSeq, a predicted model, not a curated record
CCUAAGAAGCCAAUAUAUCAUGAACAACACCCCGUUUUGGCAGACUCAGCGUCCUGUAAAUCCCUAUGGACGCUUCGAUGCUCCCUAUCCCCACUUCGGUUCCGACGGAUUCGAACCCUUUUUAAAUCAUCCCAUUUCCUUCCAAGCCGCCGCGAACCCUAUUAGAGGUUCAAGGCAUCCAUGGCAGAUGCCACACCCACCCCUCGGUUUUCCAGGUUUCACAGACUAUCAACGUGCUCCUGCUCCGGUAGAAACAUAUUGGUUCGAAGCUUUCCCCGCUAGAUCAGUUAAUCCAAGGUUUUCAGGGCCUCUUCCGAGGACCUCGAGUACUCGGCAAGAGAAUUCGAGAUCGAAUCAAGAGGAGGAAAACAAAGUAUUAAGUAAGCUGAAGAAGGAAAUUUAUAAUCCGAUGCAGAAGCAGAUGACGAAGAGAUUGAAUUCGAAUUACCGAGAUAAAAAACUGGGUAAUGAGAAGGGAACAGAGAUGGAUGAAGAUGGGAAAAGGUGUGCAGUUUGCUUGGAAGAUUUCGAGGCCAGAGAGAAUGUGAUGGUGACUCCAUGCAAUCAUAUGUUCCAUGAGGAAUGUAUCCUGCCGUGGGUGAAGGAUCACGGACACUGUCCGGUAUGCAGAUUCGUGCUCAGCGAUCGUAUUAGAAGGACACCGUCUUCCGAUAACAACACCCUGAAUGCAAAUGAGUUGCUCCAGAGAGAAAUGAACUCGAUUAUAAGAGCUAUGGAGGAGGCUUUCUUGUGGGACAAUUCGCUCUGAUACAUACAUAUAUGCAUUUCUUGUACUCAAAUCCCUGAUAUUUUUAAUGGUGAAUUACUGAAAAAUAAAAAAAAUAUAUAAUAUUAAAUA